Molecule: messenger RNA, 2053 nt
Organism: Monopterus albus (swamp eel)
Lineage: Eukaryota; Metazoa; Chordata; Actinopteri; Synbranchiformes; Synbranchidae
Gene: serpinh1b
Product: serpin peptidase inhibitor, clade H (heat shock protein 47), member 1b
Exons: 7
Coding region: 196-1413 (405 amino acids)
Biological process (GO): collagen fibril organization; negative regulation of endopeptidase activity
Cellular component (GO): endoplasmic reticulum
Molecular function (GO): serine-type endopeptidase inhibitor activity
Source: RefSeq, a predicted model, not a curated record
CCCAGCUCCCAACUUCCUGAGGAAAACACAGACACCCUUAUUUAAAUAUCCCAUUCCCACUUCUAGAAAAUUCUCUCUCCGGGUAUAAAGAGCAGGAGAACUUACUACAGUUACACUAUCGACACGACACAACUCUGAGGAGAAACCCUGCAAAUCUGUGCCAGGCGUCUACAGCUGCUUUUGGAGAAAGACAGGAUGUGGAUGAUUAACGUUGUAGCUCUUUGUCUGCUAGCCCUCGUAGCUUCUGCAGAGGACAAGAAGCUGAGCAGCCAUGCCACCUCUCUGGCAGACAACAGCGCCAACCUGGCCUUCAGCCUCUAUCACAACAUGGCGAAAGAGAAAAACACAGAGAACAUCAUCAUCUCUCCUCUGGUGGUGGCCUCCUCUCUGGGGAUAGUGGCUCUCGGUGGCAAAGCCACUACUGCCUCUCAGGUCAAAACUGUCCUUAGUGCUGACAAACUGAAGGAUGAACAUCUGCAUGCAGGGCUCUCUGAGCUGAUCUCUGAGGUAAGUGAUGCCAAGACACGCAACACUACCUGGAAGAUCAACAACCGCCUCUACGGCCCCAGCUCUGUCAACUUUGCCGACGAUUUUGUGAAAAACAGCAAGAAGCACUACAACUAUGACCACUCAAAAAUAAACUUCAGGGACAAGAGGAGUGCAGUGAACUCCAUCAACGAGUGGGCAGCCAAGUCAACAGAUGGCAAGCUGCCUGAGGUCACUAAAGAUGUGCAGAACCCAGAUGGAGCCAUGAUUGUGAAUGCCAUGUUCUUCAAGCCUCACUGGGAUGAGAAAUUCCAUGAGAAAAUGGUGGACAAUCGUGGCUUCCUGGUUACCCGCUCGUUCACUGUUGGAGUUCCCAUGAUGCAUCGUACAGGUCUGUAUGACUUUUACGAGGACACAGCGAACAAUGUCUAUGUGCUGAACAUGCCUCUGGGUCAGAAGCAGGCUUCAAUGUUCCUCAUCAUGCCCUUCCAUCUGGAACCCCUGGAUCGCCUGGAGAAACUCCUGACCAGGAAGCAGGUGGACACUUGGCUCAGCAAGCUGGAGAACAGAGCCGUGGCUAUCUCCCUCCCCAAAAUCUCUGUGGAAGUCAGCCACAAUCUGCAGAAACAUCUGGCUGAGCUGGGCCUGACCGAGGCUGUAGACAAAGCCAAGGCUGACCUGUCCAAAAUCUCUGGAAAGAAGGACCUCUACCUUUCUAACGUCUUUCACGCAUCAGCCCUAGAGCUGGACAUUGAAGGAAACCCGUACGACACCAGCCUCUUUGGCACAGAAAAGCUGAGGAACCCCAAACUUUUCUACGUAGAUCACCCCUUUAUUUUCCUGGUGAGGGACAAUAAGACCAACUCCAUCCUGUACAUUGGCAGAGUAGUGAGACCUAAAGGAGACAAGAUGCGUGAUGAGCUAUAAUGUUAAUGCUGUCAAUCGUGUUGGCUAGCUUUAUGAAAAUAAGUCAGGAUCCUGUGUUUCUAUGUGUAUUUCUGGUAUGACUGUUACCUCAUGAACACAUUCCGAUCAGCAAUCUGUGUACUGAAUAUCUGAGCUUGCUGUUUAAACACACAGUAAACCUUCCUAUGGAACAAUUUUGUAUUUUUACGUUGCACUCAUAAGCCCCCCGGAUGUUCACAAUCACACAGAAAAAUGUAUGUGCCUUCUUUGAGAUCGCCAUAAAAAAACCCCACAGCAGUUUGCACAGUGGACAACAUGCUUAUAUUAAGUAUGAUCUUUUUCUUUACAUUCUGUUUUUGCCAGUAUUGGUUCAAAUAUGAUCCAUGUGCGUUUUCUUGCAUUAUCUUUAAUGUUUAAAGAAAAAAGAUCUUUGCACAAGCUUGUUUUACAGUGCUUCACUUCUUUUGCCCCCAGUCCUCACUGAGUUGUUCCUUUGUGCUGAGCUUGCAGUGGAAAGUUGGCAAAGACCCGGUGCUUAAUUUAUGUUCACUUGCCAAACAAUUCUGUGUCAUUAUCUUGCUGUUGGUAUUUUCCACAAAGAAGCUGUUGGAAUGUGUGAUUAUGUAAUAAUGUGUUCAUUUUUCAAUAAAAAUAAAAAAAA